This is a messenger RNA of Mercenaria mercenaria, 1653 nucleotides long. RefSeq lists its product as uncharacterized. The transcript has a single exon. Lineage: Eukaryota; Metazoa; Mollusca; Bivalvia; Venerida; Veneridae. The record is from RefSeq and is a predicted model, not a curated record. The coding region runs from base 1 to 1653 and encodes 550 amino acids.
AUGGCCGACACACACAUUUCUACUGAAGGAUCUUCAAGUAUUGACAUGUUAUUGGGAAACGAUUACUAUCUUGACGUAGUCAUGUUGCAAAAGAUUGAAGUACAACCUGGACUUUACAUACUGGCAUCAAAGCUUGGCUGGAUCCUUACGGGUAGGACUAAUGAAACAAAUGAAGGUGAUAGUGAAUCCAAUAUGUUUAUUCUUACACAUGGAACAAAUAUGUCAAAAACCAAAGUGUUCUCAAAAGUUGAUUCAGUCGUACAGACAAAACCUGACUUGGAAGAUUUUUGGAAGAUAGAAUCACUUGGAAUUUCCGAAGAACAAGAUGGAAUAAGUGACAAAAUUGCACUGACAAAAUUCAAAGAAACCUUGAGAUAUGACAAUGGAAUGUAUCACGUUACAUGGCCGUGGAAAGAGGCUGCACCAGAAUUACCAGACAACAGAGAUCUUGCAUUGGCUAGAUUAAGAUCAAAUGUCGCUAGAAUGAGAAAUAAACCAGAUAUACUAGACAAAUACAACAAUGUGAUUAAAGAACAACUCAGCAAAGGAAUGACUGAACCAGUUGAAACUAAUACGACGAGUGAUUUGGUGCAUUACAUUCCCCAUCAUGCUGUUAUCACACCACAUAAAUCUACAACUAAGUUGCGUGUGGUAUAUGAUGCUUCGGCAAAAACGAAAGCUGAAAACAGAAGUUUAAAUGAUAGUCUCUAUAGAGAUCCUGUAAUGUUGCAUGAUUUAUGCGGAUUGCUCAUGCGUUUCAGACUCAAUAGGAUCGCUCUUGUUUCCGAUAUAGAAAAGGCGUUUCUACAGAUAGGAUUACAACCUAGCCAACGAGAUGUCACGAGAUUUCUUUGGAUUAAAGAUAUUAAACAGCCCGUUGUGUUUACUGAAAAUAUUCAAGAGUACAGAUUUUGCCGUGUACCAUUUGGCGUAAUAUCUAGUCCUUUUCUGUUAGGUGCAACAAUUGAGAGUCAUCUAGAAAGGUAUGGUAAUAGCACUGCCGAAAAGAUCAAAGAUGAUAUUUACGUUGAUAACGUUAUUACGGGCACAAAUACUUGGCCAGAAGCGUUCGAACUGUACUCUGACAGCAAAAAGAUGUUUAAUGACGCAUCAGUGAAUUUAAGAGAAUGGGCAUCCAACAGUAAGGAACUUAUGGAAAUGAUACCAUCAAAGGACAAGACAGAUGAUCAAGUAAUAAAGGUAUUAGGACACACUUGGAAUACAUCGAAUGAUACUCUUGCAUUGUGUGUGACAGAUAUCACGUGUGAAACCAGAAGAUUGACCAAAAGGAUUAUGUUAAAACAGAUUUCAUCUGUGUUUGAUCCGUUAGGAUUAUUGUGUCCAGUUGUGCUAAAGGGAAAACUACUUUUGCAAUCAAUAUGGAAAAAGAAAAUAGGCUGGGACGAUACAAUAGAUGAUUCUGAUAGUGAAAUUGUAAAUUCAUGGCGAAAUGUGAAAGAAGACUUGAAAAAUAUUUCAAGCUUUACAAUUUCAAGGUGUAUUGCAAUGAACACAAUUGUGGAUAAAACGGAACAUUCACUUGUAUGCUUUUGUGAUGCAUCGGCAAUGGCUUACGCAACUGUAAUAUACCUUCAUCAGAGAAGUGAAAAAGAAACAACAGUGAAUUUAGUAUUCACUAAAAGUAGCCUAUGA